Argiope bruennichi is the source of this 7907-nucleotide messenger RNA. RefSeq names its product histone-lysine N-methyltransferase SETD2-like. Bases 760 to 4152 code for a protein of 1130 amino acids. Gene Ontology annotation, biological process: regulation of DNA-templated transcription. NCBI's taxonomy places the organism in Eukaryota, Metazoa, Arthropoda, Arachnida, Araneae, Araneidae. The record is from RefSeq and is a predicted model, not a curated record. Gene Ontology annotation, molecular function: protein binding; histone H3K36 methyltransferase activity. The transcript is spliced from 20 exons. Gene Ontology annotation, cellular component: nucleus; chromosome.
UAAUGAAAUACACUUAUGGUUAGAGAUGCUGAUUUUGCUAUGAGGCAAAUAAACAAAUUUUUGAUCUCCAGAUUCUUGAUUUCAACAUAUCGACGAUGCAACAUGUUGAAUAAUUAGCCAUGUAUUUUUUUUUCUAUCAACAUGAUGUUGUAAGAUACGAGCUGUAUGGCUAAUGAAUCUGAUUGUUCUUAUGGACGCUGCUUAAUGUGAUCGCAGUUAAUGCUAUUGUGGUGAAGCCUAUCUGUUCGCACGCGUGGUUACCAUUGAGCUUGCACCAGCAAUUCAGCCGCGAGGCCAAACUGAAGUGUAACGAAUUCGUUUUAUACCAAUACGAUUGAACUGUGGAAAAAGAACUGCUAAUAAACUAACUGCUGAGAAGGAAGAUUACAGGAAUUAUUCUCAUCCACACAACCGUUCAUCUUCCCAUCUUAGGGAGUGAAAUGUAUGUUGGUACCAUAGAAAAUUUCAGGAGAUGGCCAGGAAAUGCAUUCCUGCUUGCAAUUUUUCAAAAAAUUCAUCCAGAGAGGAAUAAAAGUGACCACCUUCUCGCUGCCUUAUGUUUCGCGUUGCUUAUUUAUCAAGGACAGAUUCUAAAAUAUUUCUUUUCUCAUCUAUACAGUAUCUGAUGUUAGUGUACUCCCUGCAUCAAUUGCCGAGUAAAAGAGGGAAUAGUAUACAGCAACUGUCGGCCGCGAAUACAUCUAUCAAUGUAUAUGUAAUAAUGAAAAUAUAUUGAAACUGCUUAAUAAAGAAAACACCAUGAAGCCUGAGAAAGUUAAAUCCAGGUGGCGUAGAAAUAGUGAAAUGGAAAUUGGAGAAAAGUCUGCUCUCAGUCUUAAAAAUUUUGAGAAAGAAGAGAAUAAUUCAGAUGUCAGCAGUAGUGUUUCAUUAAUAACUGAAUCAAAAGAGGAAAUUGUGCAUAGUGUUUCAGAUGAAAUUAAUUCCAUUGCAGAAAAUACAGAGAGCAUACCUUUAUAUGUUGAAUUAGAAGAGAAUUUAUAUCUUUUUGAAAGAAAACGAACGAAAAGGAAAAAAGAAGUAAGGCGAAUGCUUUGUGAAUGCACUUUAACUAAAGAAGAACGUGAAAAAGGUGUGACUGGUUGUGGCGAUGAAUGUCUCAAUCGAUUACUUAUGAUAGAAUGUGGAUCUCGUUGUCCUACAGGAGAUGCAUGUUCCAACAAGCGCUUUCAAAAGAGACUUUAUGCUAAAGUUCAACCAUUUAAAACUGAGAAGAAAGGCUGGGGAUUAAAACUUCUAGAAAAUGUUCCUAGGGGAAAUUUUGUCAUUGAGUAUGUUGGAGAAAUUCUGAGUCGGCAUGACUUCAAGCAACGUGUUAAACAAUAUGCUCGCGAAAAAUCUAAUCAUUAUUAUUUCAUGGCUUUAAAAACAGACGAAAUUAUCGAUGCAACAAAUAAAGGAAAUUUAUCUCGAUUUAUGAAUCAUAGUUGUGAUCCUAAUUGUGAAACUCAAAAAUGGACUGUGAAUGGAGAGUUACGUAUUGGUUUCUUUGCGAAGAGGGAUUUAAAAGCUGGUGAAGAAUUGACAUUUGACUAUCAGUUUCAACGUUAUGGGCGGGAAGCUCAGAAAUGCUAUUGUGAAAGUGAGUUGUGCAGUGGAUACAUUGGUGUCUCGAAUGAGAUAUCUUUGGAUGUCACAAAUAAGACUAUUAAUAAACGAAAAAAAGGACCAGAAGUAAAGAAAAGAGAAGUUUUGGAAGAUUUAAUAUUGGAAGAAGAAAUUGAAAAACUUUGUGAAAACAGUGGACUUCGUAAUAAAGCUGAAAUAUUAAUACUUGCAAGGUUAAUGGUGCGUGCUGAAGACUUUCAUUCUCGUAACAAGCUACUUGAUGUAAUUUUGGCAACAUCUGAUAUUGGGUAUCUUAGAAUAUUUGUAGAUUACCAUGGCCUAUCUCUGCUGUGGUCCUGGAUGGUGGAUUUAAUGGACUCUGGAUUGAAAUUAAAGAUUUUGCAAGUUUUGUCCAUUUUACCAGUGCCAAAUAAAACUAUGCUCCUGGAAAGUAAAGUCUACAAUAUAGUUGAAAGAUGGGCUUCAGAUAUUCAUGCAAAUGAACUACAUGGAGAUUUACAAAAUUCUACUGAGAUUUCUAGUGAAGAGAAUUAUACUUCUGUUGCAAAGAAAUUAAAAACUAGUGACACAUCUGACAGUGAAACGGAUGCGGUGAUAUUUCAAGCAUCAGAAUCUGUAUAUGGUGCAAGGACUUUAAUUCGGGAUGAAAAGAUUAAUAUGGAUUGUGGUAUUAGUUCUGAUAUGUCUCAGUACAUAGAAGAAGGGAGCGUAAAUAGCAUCAUUAAUUCUGAUAAUGAGGAAAGCUCUGCUAUCAAUGGCAAUACAACUGCUGAUGUGAUUUUGCGGUCAGAUGAAGAAAGUAGUGAUACUGCAGAUAUGAAUAAGAUGAAUAAUUCAGAAAUAGUAAAUUUUGCUCAUAAUUUGCUUUCUUCGUGGAAAGAUUUGAAGGAAGAUUUUCGCAUACCUCGCCGUGAACAUCAGAAACAAAAAUGUAAAACGUAUGCCAAUUUUUAUCAUAGAAGAGAAAAUGACAUAUGUAAACAGUGUGGUAUCCGUGGUUCAACUUGCUGCAAACACAAACUUCAAGUUGCCAAAGAUUUUAAUCGUUUCUCUAAAGAUAAAAAUAAAGAGAGUUUUUCUCAGGAUCAAGAAAAGAGUUGGGAGCAACAAAAUAGUGAUGUGGAGGAAAAACCUAGAAAGGUUCUUCUUCCCACUCCUAUUUUGUUAACCAAGGAAGAAAGGCGACUUAGAUUUGAAAAGGAAGUUUUGGAAAAUGACCAAAGAAAAGCUCUGCGCAAGCAGCAAGAGCAUAUUGAAUCAACAACCAUCAUUAAUGGCUGUACAAAUAGUGCUCUUUCUAGUACAAAUAAUGAUUAUUCCUUCAGUUCAAAUGAUGGAAACUAUUUUAAUUCAAAAUCUGAAAGUUAUGCUUACAGUACUUCUGAAAGCAGUGUUCCUCCUUUUGAACAGCAAUAUUAUAACCCUAAGGAGCUUCAGUCCAUUCGCCCAGCUUUAUUGCCUACACCAGGAACUAUAAAUAAUACAUUAAAUAAUACACCACUGCCAAGUAUUGAAAAUGGAGUUUCCAUGUAUUCCGCAAAUAUAUAUCAUUCAUCACAUGCACAGAUACCUGUUCUUGGAUCACUGCCACCUGUGACUCAACAAUCAAAUAACUUAAAUUCUUGUCAAAAUAAUAAUGUGCCUCCAUCUUCAAAUUUGAUUGUUGUUGCAAACAUGAAUUCCUCACCUGCAGUGCCUACUGUACCAGCUGUUAAAACAGAACCAACUGUACCAACUAUAAAUCCUAUUUUACAAUCAUCAUUAUUUCCUCCUGUUCCAAAUUCAGGUUGUGUUCCUGGUCCUAAUGGUUUUCCCACAUCUUCUUUGUUUCCUUCAUAUAUGGCAAAUCCAAAUCCAUAUGUUGUCAACCAGAAUGGUGGUUAUUAUCCACAGCAACAAAUUACUGCGCUUUCAGAACAGAUUCCAGUCCAGCCCUCAUAUACAUACACACAUACAAAUGGAGAAUCAAGUGUUAAACCAGUUCCCUCUAAACUCCCUCCAAACUGGAAAACUGCUACAGAUUCUGAAGGAAAUAUUUAUUAUUAUCAUAUUUUAACCCGGCAGACACAAUGGGAUCCACCAAUUUGUGAUGAAACUACAGAAAUUGUAGAUGGUGAUACUCCAACAUAUGAUGAACCUCUACACAAAGAACAUAAGCGUAUUGAAACACAUUCACGUAGAUCACAUAAAAAGCAUUCAAAAAAGAAAAGCACUACAACUGCCGCAGCAGAUACAAGCAGUAAUCAUGUCAAUUUAGAAAUCGCAAAGAAGAUCAAAGAGCUUUUUAGAACUAAAAUGUCUACCUUUGUAGUUCAAUGUUUAAAUCCGUAUCACAGAGAUGACUGUAGAGUUGGAAAGAUCAUGAGCAAUGAAGAUUUCAAAUAUUUAGCCCGAAAGCUUACACAUUUUGUGAUGGCGAAAGAAUUGAAACAUUGUAAAUGUGUUGAAGAUUUAGAAUGCAAUGAAAAUGUGAAGCACAAAGCACGAGAUUUUAUUCAUAAAUAUAUGUCCAAAUAUGGACCUAUAUACAAGAAAGGAAAAUUUGAUUCUCCUAUUGUUUACUGAACCAUGAAUGUGUAAAUAUAUUACAGCUAACCAUACAUCUGCCUUCAUCUUUGUUUUUUCAUAUGGUGUUUGUCAUGUGUUAAGAAAUGUGAUUUUCAUUUUGUAAAUAGGAAAUUCAUGUGCUUAAAUGAAUUGAAUUGAAUGAAUGUGGUGCCAAGUGUGCAUGUAGUGAUUUAAGCUAGCAAUAAAAUGUAGAUAUUUUGAUUAUUGAUGAACAAAGUUAUGAAAAUAAAUUUAAAAUGCGUUUUUAAACAUUUAUUUAGUAAUGAAUUUAAUUAUUUUCUUUUAAUAGACUAUAAAACUGCUCAAGUUAGUUUUAAUUUCAAGGUUUUGUGCCUUAGUAUGUGCUUAAAAUACAUACAACUGCCAAUAGUACAAUAAACUCUCAUGUUAAUAAAGAGAACUAAAAUAAAAUUAAGAUUUUUGUAUUGAUUACUAUAAUGUUGUAACAUUCCAAUCCAGCUUGUUCCAUACAUUUCAGAAUUUGCCUUCAGUUAACAGAUGUUUUGUUAAAUUUCUUAUUGAGCAGAGCUAAAUGAAUGCUUUGGAUAAGAAUUAAUUUUUUUUUUUUUUUAAAUCUACAUCCAGAUUAUGUUAUCCUGUUGCCGACUCGUUUUGCAGAAAAUGCUGUUGGACAAUUAUGUUAUUCAGAUAAAUCAUUCAUAUUUACUCAAUUGUUGUAAUGUUGUGUUAAUGUUUAUAAUAAUAGUAAAAAAAAAUUGGAAAAAACGUGCAAAAAACUUCUAAUCUUUAAUGUAAAACCUAAUGUAGUACUGUAAAAUGCUCAUAGUUUGAGCAUUAGCAUUACAUACAAAAAGUCAAUAAGCAUUUUAGUUCUUAUGAAGUGUAUUUUUCCUUCAUUAUUUAAAAAUUAACUAGUAAGCAUAAUUGAGAUGAUUUUAUAUUAUAACUAAACUAUCAAUUAUUACCAAUAAGUGCAACGUUUUAAAAGUUGCUUUAUUUGAGUUGAUAAUUGUUCUCUGUAGUCGCCGUUCUUUUCAAAUCUGUCUUUUUAUUUCAAUGUAUGUUAAAUAUGACUGUUAAAAUAUGCUUCCUUGUGCAAUUUAUUCAUUUGAGAGUUUAUUUUGAAAAAUGUGUUGUUUACUAAGCUUUGUUAGUAGAAGUUUUAUAUGGAAUAUAAAAAUUCAUUGAUUUGAAUGACAAAAAUAUUGAUAUUAUGUUUUAUCUAUAUUUAGUGUACACUUCAAAUGUAUUUUGAUUCCCAUUCAUUCUUUUCACUCUUCGGUUCAUUUAAUUUUAUGGGAUUUUCAAUGAAUAUUGCCUAGAAAAUGUUGGCAUACUUAAUUUUUUAUUAUUUAAUUCUACUGUGUAUUAUAUACAUGUGAUGACUGGCUACAGAUUAUGCCUGGAAUUGAGUGUUUGAAUUGCUAUCUUAUCGAAUGAUUGUUGUAUAUUUUUAAAACGAUGCAAUUUUUAUGUAUUUGAAAUGUUUUUAUUCGUGAAUGAAUUUUUAGUUAUUGCUAGCAUUUGUGCAUUUUUGAAAAGGUUUUUCUUAGUUAUUUGGAAAUUAAUUUAAUUUCAUUUAUGGUUAUUUUAAAAAUGACAAAAAAAAAAAAAAGUUUUGUCAGAUAACCUUGCUGUUGUGCAUAGACAGGGUAUUUAAAUACGGAAUUCAUGCUAUUUUUUGUGUAUUGUUUGUUAAACAAUGUUUUGUCUUUGUUAACUUUAUGUAAUCAAGUUAAAAGAAUUAUUUAUUAUAUUAUAGAGAUAAUUUAUAUAUUUGACGGUUUUAAUGCCCACAGCAUUGGGUGUCAUUUUACAAAUUGUGAUCUUAUUAUUUAUUGUCUUUUAUUUAAGUGCACUUGAAAUUUUCUAUGACAUUUCUACAAUUCUAAAAAAAUAUCCAAUGAAAUAUUGAUUUCAGUGCAGUUUCUCUUCAGUCAUUUGAAACUUUGAUGUUAUAUGUAUCGUAAAUCUGUUAAUUGUCAGAUUUCAUUAGAUAUAAACAUAUAUCGGAUACUGUUUAAACCACAGUCAUUUUAAAAUCUCUCGCUAUUCUUUUGUGGUGCAGCAAUGUAUAAUUAUUUCUAAUUAGUGUAUUUUUAUUGAUCAAAUAUUUAACCAUUAUUUUAUUUACAAUAUAUUAUCAAAGUACAUAAAUCUUAAAAUUAUCUCUGUUUAGAACUGAUAAUUUAAAACAACUCAACCACUUCUAUUUUCAUGUAACUGUUAAAAAAACUGUUGAUUGUUUCAUAAGUUCAUUAUGGUAUUUCGUUCAAUUACAUCAGUAAGAAACUCUAGUAUCAUCUUAUUUCUUUUAGUUAUUUUUAACUCGUAUAAAAAUUAAAAAUAUAUAACCUUAUAAUGUUGUAAGUGGUAAAAACACGUUUAAAAUAGAUACCAAUUACUUAGAGGUGCCUUCUAUCCAGCUACGCAAUUUUAAUGUGGUACAUUAGUAUUUAAAUGUAUCCCAAUAUUUUUCAUUUGAAAUUAAUGUUUGAUCAAAUUGUUUAUGCUAUUAAUUCUCAUCUGUUAUUGCUUAGGCGAAUUAGCUUAAUGUUAGCAAAAUGUUUUAUAUUCAGAGAUAUAUUUUUCUCCCAAUGUCUGCAACUCCUUUUGCUCAACUUCCUUUCAGACUAGUGUUAUUGCUGUUAAAUUUCAAAAUAGUUAAAAGUAUUAUUUAAAAAAAAGUUACUCUUUAAAAAGUUAAGACGUGCAAUUUUCAUUAGAAACCUUUAUAUCAUGCUUCUCAUUUAUAGUGUUCAAUCAUAACAAGUUAAUUCAUAUGCAAUAAAGUUAUUUUUUAUUUUUACUAACUGUUUAUUAAUUCUCUGUAUGAAUCUGGCCGAUAUAUAUUUAAUAUCAAAAUUCUUCCUUGAUUAUCAAAUUUUUGUAAGUUGCUGAUAAUAGAUAUGUAAAAAUUUAUUUUAAAAGUUUGAAUAUUUUUUAGAACAUGUGUUAAUAUACAUUAUUAUUUUUGUUGUUGUUGUUGUUGUGUUCCAUGUAAAGAAAACUACAUAUAACUAUAUUCCCCCCCCCCCAUUUUUUUUUAUUAAGCUACACGUUACACAUUAAGACUUAAUUGUAUGUAUAUAUGCACACAAACUAUCAUAAAACGUGUUCUAAAUCUCAGGACAUUGUGUAUUCAUUAUGUGUUUUAUAUCACUUAUUUUGCUUCAUGUCUUUGUUAUCUGUAUGUUUGUCUCUCUUACAGAAGUAAUUCAUUUAGUGAAGAAACAUCUAUCUUUCUUGGCAUAUAAGGUCCUUAUGAUUAAAGUCUUCUUGGGGAUCAAGGGUCUGUUUAAGGCUCGAAUUGUAAUAUUUUCAACAAUGUGAUAAAUUAUUUACUAGUCAAACUUUAAGAGAAGACAAAUGAUAAAUGCAAUAUAUCCUUAGUAUAUUUUUAAGAACAAAAUGAAGAUUAUUUUGUUUUGAUAGUCAAUGGUAAAAUGCACAGUAUUAAAUAAUAAAUGUGAUCCAACCUUUUAAUCUUUUUUAAAAACAUGCGUAAGCAAUUUUUGUAAACUGAUUUCAAUUCAGUUUUGUGAACUAUUGUUUGUAAUUUUCAUGACCAGGAACUUCUCAUUCCAUGAAACAUGCCAAAUGCAACAAGCAAAUAUAUAAAUUAAUGGAUUGAUUUUUAACUAGUUAAUGUCAUGAUUUUUAUCAGAUAUAUGUUUUUAAAUAUUUAAGAUGUUAUUUAUUUUAUUUAUUAUCCAUGCCCCCCCUUCCUUUUUUUUUAGAUUUAUUGGGAUGCUUACUUGCAACUAGAGGGGUUUUUUUUUUUUUUUUUU